This is a messenger RNA of Cooperia oncophora, 336 nucleotides long. The record is from the annotation of a GenBank genome assembly. NCBI's taxonomy places the organism in Eukaryota, Metazoa, Nematoda, Chromadorea, Rhabditida, Trichostrongylidae.
AUGUUUCGACGUCUGGGUCAGCAGAACUAUCGGGCUGAAAGCCCGAGUGUCGACCUGAACGGAUCGGUGUCCUUGUCAAUGCACAGUGAUCUGACGAGCCGCGAAUUGGAUAACUCGUCCACACUGAACUCGUCCGAUGCUGAGGACGUGUCGAUGACGUGCAACGUCGAAAAGAACAAUGAACCUAUCAGAGAGCAUCGAGUUGUUGAAAAACCGGAGAUCGCUAUGAUCAUCGCCAAUAUAUGUAGAAAGCUCAACACUAUUGUUAAUCUGGUCCACGAGUUUUCCACGGACGCUUUGGGUCUGCGUGAAAGUGCCGACGAUCUUGUUGGAUGA